Molecule: messenger RNA, 1803 nt
Organism: Zerene cesonia (dogface butterfly)
Lineage: Eukaryota; Metazoa; Arthropoda; Insecta; Lepidoptera; Pieridae
Product: glycosaminoglycan xylosylkinase homolog
Exons: 6
Coding region: 327-1601 (424 amino acids)
Biological process (GO): protein phosphorylation
Cellular component (GO): Golgi apparatus
Molecular function (GO): phosphotransferase activity, alcohol group as acceptor
Source: RefSeq, a predicted model, not a curated record
CAACUUAGCAAAAUAACCUUUUCAUUUUGAGGUUAGAAUUUAUAAAUAGAAGAAUUUAAGUUAUAAAACAAAUAGACAAUUUUUUUAACAAUAUUAAGUAAUAACAGUCUAAGUAAACGACAUUAUAACGUAACGACAUUUACUUCAUAUACAGAUGUGAAUAUGAUUAUAUUAUAUUUCACGAGAUAAAUUGUUCAAUUAUGUUUAUGAUCAUCUAAAAAAUCCUUUAUAAAUAUAUUUAAUAUGUAGUUAUUUUGCGACCUUUUAAAUUUAACUAACUGAGGGCUUGCAAUGUGAUCAUGGAAAUACAUUCAUGAAACAACACAAUGUCAUUAAACUAUGCGUUCAGCUUUUCCGUAUUUUUGCUUGCCCUUGUUAUUCUCAAUAUUUAUUUCUUUUAUACUCUUAACACAAUUGACCGAAAAUCCCCCAAGUUCAACGUACCUAACCUUAGAUUUGAUUUGACUUCUAGUGUUUUCAAAGAUAUAUAUGAAUAUCUUAAUUAUUUGCCAAACCAAUAUAAGAAUAAAAACACAAAGUUCAUUAAAAUACAAAAAUCACUAUUAAGUUCAUUUAAUUCAAGCAAAAAUGACAAUCCAGCUUCUGUUUGGGUUGAAACUGAAAAAUGGAUCAGUAAUAAGUCAUUAUUCCCACAUGAAAAUGGUGUUGGUGGUAAGAUAUUACAUGCUUUGCAAUCCUCACAGAUAGCGUUGGUUGAUAAUGCACUCAAAGGAACUCAGUUAAAGCUUUUAUUCCUCAUAGAGGGUAAACAGAAAGUGUUCUUUAAACCAAAGAGAUAUAACUUAGAUCAUAUAAUCAAAGGCAAUAUCUAUGCGGGUUUUGAUAGGCACAACUCGGAAGUGUUUGCAUACUACCUGGCCAUGGUUUUGAACUUCAAAUGGAUUGCACCAUCUGUUAUACGACACAUACACUUGGAUAAGGAUAUUGUACCAGUAGCUACGUCAGGCUUAAGGAGAACUAUGGUAAAAAAUGAUAAUGGAGCAUUAUGCAUUUAUGGAAAAUGCUUUUAUUGUAAAGUAAAUGAAACCGUAUGUCCUGACAGUAAGGGGCAAGUAGAAGGAGCAGCAAUACUCUAUUUAGAUAAACCAUUUAAAGUAUAUAAGUCUCCAUGGAGGAGAUCAUACAGUACCAAAAAAAUGGAAUGGGAAACAGACAACGAUUUUUGUACGAAAGUAAGAGGGACAUUGAGCACAAAAAGACUUCUCAAUCUCAUUGAUGUUGCUAUUUUUGACUUUCUCAUUCAAAAUGGUGACAGGCAUAGAUAUGAAGUGUAUAAAGAUCAAAUUAUUUUAUUGGACAAUGGAAAAGGUCUUGGUAAUCCAUCAGUUGAUGAGCUGGAUAUAUUAGCCCCACUUUAUCAGUGCUGCAUAAUGGCAUCAUCAACCUGGCAGCACCUAGAAAUUAUCUCAGGUGGUAGUUUGACAGAAACAAUAAAAAUGCUAUCAGCUUUCCAAGGCCAUAUGUUAGCAACAGAAGAACAUUUUAGGGCCGUGGAACGAAGAUUGCUAAAAAUUUAUGCUACUGUUCAAUAUUGCAUAGGAAGACAUGGCAGUUCUAAAGUUUUUAAAAAUAUUUUCUGAUUUUUCUAUAAUUAGUUUACUUAUUUAACAUUAUUAGUACUUUAGUACCUUUGUUUGGAUCUUUGUCAAUAUCUUGAUAUACCAUUACCAAGUAAAUUAUAUAUUUUAUAUAACCGUUAUAUAAAUGUUAAACAAAUAAUAAUAUUUUUUUUAUUUAAUUGUUAUACCCUAAGGAAAUGGAAAUAAACACCUUAUGAAAAAA